UCUGCUUCAGUACGUGUGUAAAGAAUACGGCAAUGCGUCCAGAAGCCAUGUAAAAUCUGGUUCCCGGUCUUCUAACAGCACUUAUUGAGGGGAAGUAUUUCUUGACACCAGUCUUUGUGUUUACAAACAUCGUUGACUCGCGUGUACACGUACGGCGUGUGGUUUGAAAACAGCAAAACUAUGGCGACAGCAAAGCCAGGACAGAAACGCCCACUUGGUUCGUCUGGCGGUGGCCCCCCAGCUAAGAAGGGGUUUUGGAGUCUGGGUCUGUUAGAUUCAAUGAAGGACCCUAACUUACAGGUGGAGAAAGAUGACAAAGUGGUGGUGAUUAAAGAUAAAUACCCAAAGGCGCGAUAUCAUUACUUGGUGCUUCCCAAGGAGAACAUCUCGAAGUUGAAGGCUCUGCAACCAGACCACUUGGAGCUUCUGAAACACAUGCAUGAAGUUGGGGAAAGAAUUAUCAAAGAGGCUAUCGGAGAAGAAGGACUUAGCUACAGACUAGGCUAUCAUGCAGUGCCAAGCAUGAGCCAUCUACAUCUUCAUGCCAUCAGUCAAGACUUUGAUUCUCCGUCGCUGAAGACCAAGAAACACUGGAACUCCUUCACAUCGGCCUACUUUGUGGACUCCAAAGAAGUUAUGGAUCAGUUGGAGAAGGAAGGGAAAGUGGACACAUCAGCUAAGAACCCAGAGGCUCAACUCAAACUGCCCCUCAGGUGUCAUGUGUGCAAGAAGGAGUUGACUAAUAUGCCAAAGCUGAAGGAACACAUCGUGACCCACAUCAAGAAAAGCUGACCUCAUCUCGCCAAAGAGACUUGCUUCGAGUUGACACAAUCUGUGUCCCAACCAGACACAAAAGAGUCUAUUUGCCUCAUUGACAGAACUUUGCCUAACUAAAAAUAAACACCACAAUGAACACAUUCUGAAAUUUCGUUGUAAAGUAUUAUUCAACAGUUACAAAAAUAUUUAUUUAUAAAAGUACAAGUGCAUGCCCAAUGAUUAAUUUACAGUUACAAUUUUGAGUACAUUAUCGUAUGAAAAUACUUUUAUUAAAUUUAUGUUAAAUACAUGAUUUUUUUUGUACUGUCCUCUGGCAUUUACAUGUGAUAGAAACAAGAAAUGAAAGAGUAAAUUAAGAAAAUACUUGGCAAACUUUAAUUUUUGUAUUUAGAAAAGUUGGUGCACGUAGGAACCUCUAUCAAUAGCCUUGGCCGUUGUGAACAAGUGUGAUGAAAAUCAAUGAAUGGCCAUUGAUAACGUGUCGAAGGAGUGGCUAGCCUUUCGCGCCACACAGCGUAUGACGUCACUGGGCAAACUUUUUUAAUUCACGUGCCUUAUUGACUGAUCUGAUAUCCCACUAUCAUUGGCGUCAUAUCCGAUGUGCCGGAAUUUGGUUUCUAAACUCCAAUCUGUUUUUGAGUAAAUAUUUGUCAGACUCAACGCACAUAUUUAUUUUGUGGUGAAGCAUGAUCUUGUGAAAAAAGGUCAAAUCUGUUUUGUGUGGAAAAUUUAAGUCAUAAUUUUUUUUCCUAUCUGGGAACUUAAAAAGAAUUUGAACAUCCUUGCAGCAUAAAUCUGAGGCGUUCUGGCAAAAUAAGACGGACCUGGGCACAGGCCUUUGUGGAGAAAAAUU
This is a messenger RNA of Patiria miniata (bat star), 1630 nucleotides long. It is a transcript of the gene aptx, whose product is annotated as aprataxin-like. Gene Ontology annotation, biological process: single strand break repair; double-strand break repair. Bases 181 to 792 code for a protein of 203 amino acids. The transcript is spliced from 7 exons. The record is from RefSeq and is a predicted model, not a curated record. Lineage: Eukaryota; Metazoa; Echinodermata; Asteroidea; Valvatida; Asterinidae. Gene Ontology annotation, molecular function: single-stranded DNA binding; single-strand break-containing DNA binding; mismatched DNA binding. Gene Ontology annotation, cellular component: nucleus.